This is a messenger RNA of Armigeres subalbatus, 936 nucleotides long. RefSeq lists its product as uncharacterized. The record is from RefSeq and is a predicted model, not a curated record. Gene Ontology annotation, biological process: proteolysis. Gene Ontology annotation, molecular function: serine-type endopeptidase activity. The transcript is spliced from 2 exons. The coding region runs from base 48 to 848 and encodes 266 amino acids. NCBI's taxonomy places the organism in Eukaryota, Metazoa, Arthropoda, Insecta, Diptera, Culicidae.
CUGACAAUCUAGCAAUCGAUGAGUGUUGAAUAUUCUACCGGAAGAAGAUGCAUCGGAUGGUGUCACUCAGCAGUGUGGGAGGGUUGUUGCUGUUGGUCGUGGCAGUAUUUGCUUCGAUAGUGGCGGCCGAUGCCCAUCAGACGCCAUGGAUUCUAACGCUGCAUCAGCGAAGAAAUUGUACUGACAAGAUGAUUACCAAGAAGAUAUGCCGCGGAGUGGUGAUCGACAGUUGGAGAAUAUUGACAGUGGCUUCUUGUGUCCGUUCCGGUGUUGAUUUGGUUAUAGAAGGUUCCUGUGGCGUUCCGGAUUGGGUUGUCGUUAAUGCGUCAGUGGACCCUACUGCGGAUCUGGCCAUGUUGCACAUGGACUUGCCACUUCCUCCCAGCAGAUCCCGAAUAGAAUUUUUGAAUUUUAAAAAGGCGUCUAUCGGUGAAGUACAGUUGGAUACAACGCGUGGUAUGCAGAAGGUUUCACUCUUAGAAGGCGAUGUGUGUGCAAAGACAUUCUGGAAAACUAAUGAAGGCAAACUCUUCAUCGCACCCAAUUGCUACACACUGCCAGGGAGUCCGUUAUUUUUCCAAGAAAGUCAUCGACGUGUCAUUAUAGGUUUGGUAUCAUCAAUCCCGGAGGAGUGCAACACCACAUUGUGCCCCAUCCAAGUAACAGACUUUUCCCACUACCAUGAUUGGUUCUCGCAAAUGUUUAGAGAAGAACCGAACCCCUCCAUCAAACUACCCAAUAUUCCUGCCACCGUGGUCUUCAGCUUCCUGAAACUGCUGGCUGUGAUCAGCUCCCUUGGUGGUAUUUCGUUUGCCUUCUGCUGUGUCAUGUUUCUGAUCUCCAACUAAUAAAUUAUCACUCCUGGGGACAACCCCGCUAAUCCACUCGCUGGGUCGGUACAUUUAUCCACUCCGUGUUUUCGCCACCAACGUACAU